Messenger RNA from Oncorhynchus tshawytscha (Chinook salmon), 2720 nucleotides. Its product is annotated as inosine-5'-monophosphate dehydrogenase 1b. Gene Ontology annotation, molecular function: IMP dehydrogenase activity. Gene Ontology annotation, cellular component: cytoplasm. The coding region runs from base 134 to 1945 and encodes 603 amino acids. The transcript is spliced from 16 exons. The record is from RefSeq and is a predicted model, not a curated record. Gene Ontology annotation, biological process: GTP biosynthetic process. NCBI's taxonomy places the organism in Eukaryota, Metazoa, Chordata, Actinopteri, Salmoniformes, Salmonidae.
UGUGUGUGUGUGUGUGUGUGUGUGUGUGAAAGGAGUCAGUUAGGUCUGUGUGUGUGUGUGUGUGAAAGGGGUCAGUCAGAUCUGUGUGUGAGAGACGACGACCGUGGAGGCCUUAGCCCUGGAUUUCUCAGAGAUGGAGGGUCAAGGCUACGACCGGUUUGGUGAGCUUGAGCAAGACACCUACCAGAUCGACUACCGUCGUAUAGUUGGUGACACUGAGCCUGCCAGGCCGCGCCUCUCGCCCCGUGAAGGGGAACACACACACCCCAACUCCAACCCUCGUGGAGCCUACACGCACACCAACCCUCACGGCCACGGGCACGAGACGGCCGCGCAGAGAUACAAUGCCACACGCAUCCAAGCCGGAUACGAACCUGAAAGCAUGGCCGACUACCUGAUCAGUGGAGGGACAGGGUACGUGCCUGAAGAUGGACUGACGGCUCAGCAACUCUUCUCUAUCGGGGAUGGACUCACAUACAAUGAUUUCCUGAUUCUGCCUGGUUUCAUAGACUUUAUUUCUGAUGAAGUGGACCUGACCUCAGCUCUGACCAGGAAGAUCACCCUGAAGACUCCUAUCAUCUCAUCUCCCAUGGAUACAGUCACUGAGUCCUCCAUGGCCAUUGCUAUGGCUCUUAUGGGCGGGAUCGGGAUCAUGCACCAUAACUGUACUCCAGAGUUCCAGGCCAACGAGGUCCGCUUGGUUAAGAAAUUUGAGCAGGGUUUCAUCACAGACCCAGUGGUGAUGAGUCCUCGCCACACAGUGGGAGACGUAUUCGAAGCCAAGGUCCGCCACGGCUUCUCUGGCAUCCCUGUCACCGAGACGGGCAAGAUGGGCAGCAAGCUGGUGGGCAUCGUCACCUCCCGAGACAUUGACUUCCUCUCAGAGAAAGACCAUGACAGACCCCUGGAAGAGGCUAUGACAAAGAGGGAAGAUUUAGUGGUUGCACCAGCUGGCGUCACACUGAAAGAGGCCAACGACAUCCUGCAGCGCAGCAAGAAAGGUAAACUGCCCAUAGUGAAUGACAGUGAUGAGCUAGUUGCCAUAAUCGCCAGGACAGACUUGAAGAAGAACCGAGACUACCCACUUGCCUCUAAAGACUCCAGGAAACAGCUGCUGUGUGGAGCGGCCAUCGGAACCAGAGAGGAGGACAAAUGCAGACUGGACCUGCUGAUGCAGGCUGGGGUUGACGUGGUAGUGCUGGACUCCUCCCAGGGGAACUCUGUCUAUCAGAUCAACAUGAUCAACUACAUCAAACAGAAAUACCCUGAACUACAGGUGGUGGGAGGAAACGUGGUGACUGCAGCCCAGGCUAAGAAUCUGAUCGAUGCGGGUGUGGACGCUCUGAGGGUGGGGAUGGGCUGCGGCUCCAUCUGCAUCACCCAGGAAGUGAUGGCGUGUGGGCGUCCCCAGGGCACAUCAGUGUACAAGGUGGCAGAGUACGCCAGGCGCUUCGGUGUGCCCGUCAUUGCAGACGGAGGCAUCCAGACCGUUGGACAUGUGGUAAAAGCUCUCGCUCUUGGGGCAUCCACAGUGAUGAUGGGGUCAUUGCUCGCAGCAACCACAGAGGCCCCGGGGGAGUAUUUCUUCUCAGAUGGCGUGCGGCUGAAGAAGUACCGCGGGAUGGGCUCCCUGGACGCCAUGGAGAAGAACAGCAGCAGCCAGAAACGCUACUUCAGUGAGGGGGACAAGGUGAAGGUGGCUCAGGGUGUGUCAGGGUCGGUUCAGGAUAAAGGUUCUAUCCAUAAGUUUGCCCCCUACCUCAUCGCUGGCAUACAACAUGGCUGCCAAGACAUCGGAGCCAAGAGCCUCUGCAUACUGCGGUCCAUGAUGUACUCUGGGGAGCUGAAGUUUGAGAAGAGGACCAUGUCAGCUCAGGUUGAGGGGGGAGUACACGGGCUCCACUCGAAGACCCAAAAAUCAAGUUAUGAGAAGCGGCUAUACUGAGGGAGGAGGGAGAGUGAGCUCACGAACAGCACCCAGUGUACCCUCACCAGCAGCCACCAGGCACAAUGGAUACAUGUGACCUACCUACAACCACUACUCAACCUCCACCCAAGUUACCACAUCUGACCUACCUACAACCAUUACUCAACCUCCACCCAAGUUACCACAUCUGACCUACCUACAACCAUUACUCAACCUCCACCCAUGUUACCACAUCUGACCUACCUACAACCAUUACUCAACCUCCACCCAUGUUACCACAUCUGACCUACCUACAAACAUUACUCAACCUCCACCCAUGAUACCAUAUCUGACCUACCUACAACCACUACUCAGCCUCCACCCAAGUUAUCACAUCUGACCUACCUACAACCAUUACUCAACCUCCACCCAUGUUACCACAUCUGACCUACCUACAACCACUACUCAACCUCCACCCAAGUUACCACAUCUGACCUAACCAUAGCUACUACUCAGUUCAACCAUUACAUAACCUUUGGCUAUACAAGAGAAGACCCCUGGACUCCACCCCUCUUGUCUACCUCUACCUACUCUUUAUCUGUGUUGUGUAAGAUGCUUUUGAGAGACCAGAGUCACCUCUGACCUAUGACUUAAUUGAUAUUAUGACAUAAACCACAGGGACUAGGGACUAAGCUUCAGUGGUCAGAUGUAUUGGGUUAUGGCACAGAGGCAUCGGGCUGUAUAAAUCAAAUCAAAUUGUAUUAGUCAUAUGCGCCAAAUACAACAGUAGACCUUACAGUGAAAUGCUUACAUA